AAUUUUUAUUCUUCUUUUUAUUUUGCUGGACUGUUAAAGUCAAGGAGAAAAUUAGAGUGCCCUCAACAUGAGGGUCUGAUCAACAGAGAGACCAGGUUCCCAUCACAGACAUUUCCAGGCCAGUCCUCAUCAGGGCCCAGGGGACACCAGUGACAUCACAAAGCCUGAGUUGUAAUAAAGGUAGCAGCUCCCUGACCAAUGACGGGCUGGGGCACUGGGAUACAACAGGCAGCAGUCAGCACGGGCAGCCACAGAAGCCCAGGCCAAAGGGACAGUCAGCAAGCCCGAUGGCGCACCGCCCAGCAAACAUGUCGGCAAAGAGAAGCCACACCCGCACCCAGUUGCGUAAGAAGCCCGGCCCCUUGCGCUCCGUGCGCAGAGCUGCAGUUCCCAGUGAACCACGUGGACCGCCUGCUGCGUGAGCGCCACGACGUCAUGCACCUGAGCCCAUCCAUGCCAGUGUUUCUGGCCGGCGUCCUCGAGUACUUGACGUCCAACAUCCUGGAGCUGGCGGGCAAGGAGGCCUGCAGCAACCAGCGGAUGUGCAUCACCCCCCAGCAGCUGGAGCGGGCAGUGGAUGGCAACCAGCACCUGCGCCGCCUCUUCGACAAGAACGCCUUCUCUGAGGUCGAUAGCGUGCCCCAGCCCAUGGAGAUGUGAUGCCUGGGUCCUGCAGCCGGGCGAGACCUCAGGGACCACCUACCCCAGUCUUCGACCUGCCAUGCCAGGGGGUGCUCGUCUUCCACCAUCAGCACAUGCUAUUAAAGCGAGUAAAUCCAGUGCCCGCUUCGGAUUCCUCUGUAUCUGCCGCUUGGUUGGGUGACCGUGG
Molecule: messenger RNA, 829 nt
Organism: Manis pentadactyla (Chinese pangolin)
Lineage: Eukaryota; Metazoa; Chordata; Mammalia; Pholidota; Manidae
Product: histone H2A-Bbd type 1
Exons: 1
Coding region: 199-660 (153 amino acids)
Cellular component (GO): nucleosome
Molecular function (GO): DNA binding; protein heterodimerization activity; structural constituent of chromatin
Source: RefSeq, a predicted model, not a curated record